GUGGCAUCAUGUGUGUUGCAAGUCAGGUUGACCAAGGACACGGUGUGCUGAGCUGCUGACCUCCACUGGGCCGCAGAUGCCACUGCGCAGAGUACAUGGCAGCAUCAAGUGUUCCUGGAGGCCUGGGUCCCCUGGAGUGACUGGACAUGUUCCUGGGGCUGCCUGCUCCCCACGAUGUACAGGGCAGGGGAGCCAGCGAAGAGGCCACCCCCGGGGCCCGCGCCCCCUCGAGUGCGGAGUGUGGAGGUGGCCCGGGGCCGCGCAGGCUACGGCUUCACGCUCUCGGGGCAGGCACCCUGUGUGCUCAGUGGAGUCGUGCGGGGCAGCCCUGCGGACUUCGUAGGCCUCCGUGCUGGGGACCAGAUCUUUGCCAUCAAUGAGAUCAACGUGAAGAAGGCCUCGCACGAGGACGUGGUGAAGCUCAUUGGGAAAUGCUCUGGGGUGCUGCGCCUGGCCAUUGGCGAGGGCGCCGGCCACCCCGAGGCCUGCUCCAGCGACGACGAGGGCGGGCUGUGCGAGGGGAAGGGCUGGCUGCGGCCCAAGCUCGACUCCAAGGCCCUGGGGAUAAACAGAGCAGAGAGGGUCGUGGAGGAGAUGCAGUCGGGGGGCAUUUUCAGCAUGAUUUUUGAAAACCCGAAUCUUUGCAUGAGCGGCGCAGAGCCUUUGAAAGGGAAGCAAAGGUCCCUUUCGGAGUCGGCUGCCGUGCGGCUGGAAGACAGUCCCAGCACGGUGCAUCCUGGCCUGCUCUCCAAGGAGGUGGCACAAGCAGUCCACGAUGACUCUGUCUUCAGCGCUGGCCCGGAGAACCCGGACAGCUUCGUGCUGGAUGCGAGCAUCCUGAACGUGGCCAUGGUUGUGGGCUACCUGGGCUCCAUCGAGCUGCCCUCUACCAGCUCCAACCUGGAGUCCGAUAGCCUGCAGGCCAUCCGAGGCUGCAUGCGGCGCCUGCGGGCCGAGCAGAAGAUCCACUCACUGGUCACCAUGAAGGUCAUGCAUGACCGCGUGCUGCUGUGCUCUGACAAGGCCUGCGUGGUGGCCGAGUACCCAGCCGAGAAGCUGGCGUUCAGCGCUGUGUGCCCGGAUGACAGGCGGUUCUUUGGGUUGGUGACCAUGCAGACGAAUGAUGACGGGAGUCUGGCGCAGGGCGAGGAGGGUGCCCUGCGGACGUCCUGCCAUGUGUUCAUGGUAGAUCCCGACCUGUUCCACCACAAGAUCCACCAGGGCAUUGCGCGGCGCUUCGGGUUUGUGUGCACAGCCGACCCCGACACCAGUGGCUGCUUGGAGUUCCCGGCGUCCUCCCUCCCGGUGCUACAGUUCAUCUCCGUGCUCUACCGGGACAUGGGCGAGCUCAUCGAGGGUGUGCGGGCCCGCGCCUUCCUGGAUGGUGACGGUGAUGCCCACCAGAACAAUAGCACCAGCAGCACCAGCGACAGCGGCAUCGGGAACUUCAGCCAGGAGGAGAAGAGCAGCCGGGUGCUUGUGGUCGACCUGGGCGGGGGCUUGAGCAGGCCUGGCCUGGGCAGCAGUGCCGGCUGGGAGGGUGCAGGUGCCAGAAGCUCGCAGGCUUGGGCCACGUCCUGGAGCAGGCCCUUCUGCCACAGCCCCGAGGGGGGCGCCGUGUGCGAGGCUGGCCCACAGGCAGACAGGCUCCGGGACCCGAGCAAGCACCUGGGGCCGGCCUCGCAUGCGGAGGGCGCUCUGGCCUCGCUGCGGAGUUCUGUCCCUCCUUCUAAGAGGGGUGCCGGUGCUGGCUGUGGUCUCAGCCAGAGGUGGCUGCCUGUGCACGUGCUCCAGGAGUGGCAGUGCGGCCACGCCAGCGACCAGGAGUCCUACACAGACUCCACGGAUGGCUGGUCCAGCGUCAACUGUGGCACGCUGCCACCCCCCAUGAGCAAGAUUCCUGCAGACCGCUACCGGGUGGAGGGGAGCUUCGCGCAGGCCCCACUGAGCACCCAGAAACGGGACUGGGCCAGGAAGGCUUUUGGGAUGCAGAACCUCUUCGGACCCCCUCGAAAUGUCAGGAAGACCAAAGAGGACAAAAAGGGCUCCAAGUUCGGGAGGGGAAUUGGACUUGUGCAGACGUCUCAGCGCACCUCUGCCCGAAGAUCCUUCGGAAGGUCCAAGAGGUUCAGCAUCACCCGUUCUCUCGACGACCUCGAGUCUGCAACUGUGUCUGAUGGGGAACUGACAGGUGCUGACCUGAAGGACUGCGUGAGCAGCAACAGCCUGAGCAGCAAUGCCAGCCUCCCCAGUGUGCAGAGCUGCCGACGCCUGCGUGAGAGGAGGGUUGCCAGCUGGGCCGUGUCCUUCGAGCGCCUGCUGCAGGACCCUGUUGGUGUCCGCUACUUCUCUGACUUUCUAAGGAAGGAAUUCAGUGAGGAGAACAUCCUGUUCUGGCAGGCCUGUGAAUAUUUUAAUCAUGUUCCGGCACACGACAAGAAAGAGCUCUCCUACAGGGCCAGGGAGAUUUUCAGUAAGUUUCUGUGCAGCAAAGCUACCACGCCCGUCAACAUCGACAGCCAGGCCCAGCUGGCGGACGACAUCCUCAACGCGCCACACCCGGACAUGUUCAAGGAGCAGCAGCUCCAGAUGCCCUUCCUGCCAAUGGAGGCUUGUGCCGCCGCGAGUCUCAGGGCUCUGUGUCCUCUGCAGGGAGCCUGGACCUGCCAGAGGCCUGCAGGACCCUGGUGCCGGAGAAGGACAAGGCUGUCAAGCACUGCUGCAUCCACCUCCCGGAUGGGACGUCCUGUGUGGUGGCUGUCAAGUCGGGUUUCUCCAUCAAAGAGAUCCUGUCUGGCCUCUGCGAGCGGCACGGCAUCAACGGGGCCGCUGUGGACCUCUUCCUGGUGGGCGGGGAUAAGCCUCUGGUGCUGCAUCAGGACAGCAGCAUCCUGGCAUCGAGGGACCUGCGUCUGGAGAAGCGCACGUUGUUUCGACUGGACCUUGUUCCGAUUAACCGCUCCGUGGGACUCAAGGCCAAGCCCACCAAGCCUGUCACGGAGGUGCUGCGGCCAGUGGUGGCCAAGUACGGCCUGGACCUGGGCAGCCUGCUGGUGAGGCUGAGUGGAGAGAAGGAGCCCCUGGACCUUGGUGCCCCGAUAUCGAGCCUGGAUGGACAGCGGGUCGUCCUAGAGGAGAGGGACCCAACCAGAGGCCGAGCACCCACAGAUAAGCAGAAGGGCACCCCGGCCAAGCCCAGUGCAGCUGCCAGCUCCCGCCCCAGAGACCGCUCAGCCACGGGAGAGGAAAGAACACUAGGCAAGUCUAAUUCUAUUAAAAUAAAAGGAGAAAAUGGAAAAAAUGCUAGGGAUCCCCGGCUUUCAAAGAGAGAAGAAUCUAUUGCAAAGAUUGGGAAAAAAAAAUAUCAGAAAAUUAAUUUGGACGAAGCAGAGGAGUUUUUUGAGCUCAUUUCCAAAGCUCAGAGCAGCAGAGCCGAUGACCAGCGUGGGCUGCUGAGGAAGGAGGAUCUGGUGUUGCCCGAGUUUCUUCGCUUGCCUCCUGGCUCCACGGAACUCGCCCUCUGCGCCCUGGCCCCGGCCAAGGGCUUUAGCAAGAGACCCGAGACAACAGGCCACGGCAGGGAGAAGGCCUCCCCACCCAGCGACAGCUCGGCCACCAGCCCCGGCUCGGCCCAGAGCUCCGGCUCGGCCCAGAGCCCCUGUUCGGCCCAGAGCCCUGGCUCGGUGCACAGCCUUCCUGGGCCUCCCGGGGCCACCCCGCCCGGGCAGAAGGUGCAGGAGGGCACCACACAGGUCUGGAGGAGGCAGUCUCGGGAAGUCGAGGCCGGGGGCAUCCAGACGGAGGACGAGUCCGGGGCUGACCUGACCCUGGUGGGGGAGGGGGACAUCAGCAGCCCCAACAGCACGUUGCUGCCGCCGCCCCCGAGUCCCCAGGAUGCGCUGGGACCUCCGAGAGCAGGAGGCAGGGCCCGCGGCAGCCAAGGCCUCCCGGUGAACAGAAUCUUCGACGUGGACCUCGUUGCUGGUGCGGCACCCGGGGUGUGGCCAGGCCCCGGGAGGGCGAGGCCCGUGGGGGCCCCCGUGUCAGACCGCCCAGGCCAGAACCCCAGCCCUGGGGAGCCCAAGGCCAAGUCGAGCACCCACCAUGCCACUUUCGUCUGAUGCGGUCCUCCUGCCUGGCACACACCUCAGAUGGAUUCCGGUGGGCUUGUCUUGCCUCAGCUUUGCCGGCUGAGCCCCUGGGGCCUGGAGGGGACACGAGGGGGCCACAGCCUCGGGGGUCACAGACAGGAUGAACAGGUGGACGAACAGGUGCCCUUGUCCUCUGCUAGCCCCGCACUGCCCCUGGGCACCCAGAUGCCACUCAAUAAAGUCUUCGAGGACA
Molecule: messenger RNA, 4344 nt
Organism: Chinchilla lanigera (long-tailed chinchilla)
Lineage: Eukaryota; Metazoa; Chordata; Mammalia; Rodentia; Chinchillidae
Gene: Rgs12
Product: regulator of G-protein signaling 12
Biological process (GO): signal transduction
Molecular function (GO): GTPase activator activity; protein binding
Source: RefSeq, a predicted model, not a curated record